GCAAGACAGCUUCCUUCAAGCAGACCAUAGUUUUUAUAGUCAAACCUUUUGUCUCAGAAGUUUCAUUUCUUCGAUAGGGAAACCCUCUUUCAGCAUUAAGAAUGUCUAAAGAACCCAUGGAAGGCAAUUGGAUGUCAACUCCUGCAGCAGAUGAAAAUGAAGGCACCAAGUUCAAUGGAGAAGGAGGGUCUAGGAAGGUCCAUCAAUUCUAUUUUGUCAAAUUUUGGCCCUACAAAGACCCAGAAAAGGAUUCAAAGCUCGAGUGGUCUAGGCAACAGUGUGAACAAUUGGAUCAAGAAAAGAAGCUUGUCGUAGAUGAUAAAAUGAAGGAAAUCAUGUCACGUGGAGAAAACAUCUAUUCAGAACUAGAAAGGAAAAGAUAUCGCAGUGCUGUACUUGGAGCCGGCGUUGAAUGGAAGACAAUGGUGGUGGGUUUUCUGCAGGCUGCUAUGGAUAAGCUCAUUAUCACUGCCCCUUCCUCUUCAAAACAACCUGCCAUUCAUUCUCCACGUACAUUGGUGACACACGGAAGCAACAAUUUGGCCAAAGAAGAGCAACUAUCAAGGAAAACCCCUAGUGCCCAUCAGCCUCAGUUUUUAAUGUCAAGCUUAAGUAAUGAGAUUGGCCGUGCUUAUUUCUGGUAUAGCCAGAGCAAGAAUAGAAAGAAGUUUGAGCAGAUACUGAAAGAAAUCGAAGAGAUAGAGGACAGACAUGAUAAAGCCAAGGCUGAUGCUGCUGCCAAAGGGAACAUUUGGAACCCUUUAAGUUCCAAAAAGGCCAUAGAGGAUCAAAUUAGACUUUUAAAUAAGAUACCGGAUGAACUGAAACCGGAACGUUGUGAAGUGAUGGAGGAAAUUAAGUGCUUAGAGAAUGAACUUAAAGCAUUGAAAAAAGAGGAAAACGUGGUAUCCGAAAAAUUCCAACGCCUAACCAACAGAAAGUCUGACUUAUGUGACUUCGUUCUUGCUAUCCGAAAGGAAGAAGAUGAAGCGAAUGCCAACUACAACGAAUAUGUUUCGCUGAUAAGGAAUGUCAACGAACUAGCAAGAAAUAAAGAUGUGAAAGCCCUUGAACAACUCUCUAGCAAGCAGGUUGAUGAUUUCAUGCGGCAGUGGAAGGAUAGUCAAUCUUUGAGAGAGAGAUAUGAAAAAACAGUGCUAUGGUCACUUCACUAUCGAGAAAUGAGUCGAGAUGGACGGAUUAGGAACGACCACGAACAACCCAUUCUUGAAAAUGGAGAGAUUCAUCAACUAUUUCUCCUUUUGGAUGUACGAAACAAAAUGCUACAUUAGCCAGGGCCCACUUCUGUAUUUUUCUUUUCCUUUUGCUUUUGGUCUUUCUUUAAUUGUGCAAAUGAUUUUCAUGUACAUUUACAAUAAAAUUCUGGAUUACAUGUAGAUGUUUAUAAUUAGUUUUCCAAAUCAAUUAUAUUAAACUUUAAUAAA
Molecule: messenger RNA, 1445 nt
Organism: Gossypium raimondii (Peruvian cotton)
Lineage: Eukaryota; Viridiplantae; Streptophyta; Magnoliopsida; Malvales; Malvaceae
Product: proton pump-interactor BIP131
Exons: 8
Coding region: 102-1292 (396 amino acids)
Source: RefSeq, a predicted model, not a curated record